AUGGACGCUCAGUCAACUGUUGAUGAAAACAUGCUCCAUUGUUUAUCAACGAAGGCUUCAAUGCUCACCAUCACUGGGUCAACCGUUGAAGCACGCUCAUUUAACGGUUCACGACGCUCAGUCAACUAUCGCCAUUACAGACUGGUUGCCACCAUGAUCACCGCAUCUUCCCGUCACCACUGA
This is a messenger RNA of Penicillium malachiteum, 183 nucleotides long. RefSeq lists its product as uncharacterized. The transcript has a single exon. NCBI's taxonomy places the organism in Eukaryota, Fungi, Ascomycota, Eurotiomycetes, Eurotiales, Aspergillaceae. The record is from RefSeq and is a predicted model, not a curated record. The coding region runs from base 1 to 183 and encodes 60 amino acids.